AUCCCUUGUUGUGCUGUGGGUCUCAUUGUUCUCUUUGGGGUUCUCAUCAUCUUGGUAUCAGAGCAUCAGAUCUCUAAAUCAGAUCUAUUCUUCAAGGACGUUAUUCGUUUACAUGGCAUUCGAAGGACUAUCGUUUCUGAUCGCGAUGUCAAGUUCUUGAGUUACUUUUGGAAGACAUUGUGGGGAAAGCUGGGGAACUAAGCUACUGUUUUCGACUACUUGUCAUCCACAAACUGAUGGACAAACAGAAGUGGUUAAUAGGACGUUGUCAACCUUAUUGCAUUCUAUUAUUCAGAAGAACUUGAAGAACUGGGAAGAGUGUUUGCUGCACGUUGAAUUUGCUUAUAAUCGGAGCGUCCAUUCGGCAACUAACUGUUCGCCAUUUGAAGUUGUGUAUGGUUUUAAUCCACUCACUCCUUCAGAUUUAUUGCCUUUACCUAUUGACAAACAAGCUAGUUUGGAUGGGAAAAAGAAAGCUGAAGUGGUUAAGUAACUACAUGAGAGGGUGCGACAAAACAUAGAGCGACGAACUGAGCAAUAUGCAAAACAAGCCAACAAAGGACGCAAGAAAGUUGUAUUUGAACCUGGAGAUUGGGUUUGGUGCAUAUGCGCAAGGAGCAAUUCCCUGCACAAAGGCGUUCUAAGCUGCAACCAAGAGGCGAUGGACCAUUUCAAGUGAUUGCGAGGAUUAAUGACAACGCAUACAAGUUGGAGCUUCCUGGUGAGUAUAAUGUUAGUGCUACUUUUUAUGUUUCUGAUCUUUCUCCUUUUGAUGUAGGUGACGAUUUGAAGACAAAUCCUUUUGAGGAGAGAGGGAAUGAUGGGAAUCAAGACGACAGCAUAUCUACUACAUCAUGUGAUCCAUUACACACCCAAGGAGGUCCAGUCACGCGAGCUAGAGCUAAGAAGAUGCAUGAAGCUUUAAGGUUAAAUCCCCAUUUUGGUCCCUGAACUAUUGUACGGAUCCCCAAUUUGGUUCUUGAACUAAAGAAAUCCCUGAUUUGGUC
Rubroshorea leprosula is the source of this 1007-nucleotide messenger RNA. The record is from the annotation of a GenBank genome assembly. NCBI's taxonomy places the organism in Eukaryota, Viridiplantae, Streptophyta, Magnoliopsida, Malvales, Dipterocarpaceae.